UCUCUACUGUAUUUGCGCUACAACUCCGCCUGCAACACGCUGCGUCCCGAGGCCGCCGGUGGACUGGGAAAAAAAACGGGCCAGAAGAAGUCAACAUCUGCUGAGCGAUAACAAUAAUACGGUUAUGAAACAAUGGAUGAUUGACAAAUAAGAAAUAUUGACUUUACAAUUCCCAGGAGCAGAGCGUCGCAUCACUCUUUGCUUCUUUUUUUUUCCUCACUUUUUUUUUUUCUUCCUCUAGAUAUUUUCUCCCUCUUUCUUGCCAAAAAGGAGACAACGUUCUGUUUUGGGGGAUUUUUUUUUAUUUUCCCCUAAAAACUUCCAACUUUGCGAAGGAUUUUAUAUUUAUUUUUGAUAUUUAAAAAUAGGUCAUAGAUAAGUCUUUCUCCUCCAAAGACUUGUGUUGGGGAUGUUGAGUUCUGUGAAGAUGGAAGCACAUGAUCUACCAGAGUGGAAUACUUUCUACAGCGAGGCCAGUGAGAUGUAUUCCUCUCCCAGCACCAUGAACUCUGGUCUGGGCUCCAUGGGCUCCAUGGGCUCCAUCAACAGCUACAUCAACCUGAACCCGGCCACUGCCUCGCCUGCAGGCAUGAACAUGGCGUACCCGAGCACCAGCCUCAGCAGUUCCCCACUGGCCUCCAUGGGCUCCGGGCCCAGCCACAUGUCCCUCUCCCCGGUGACCUCGUCCCUCGGCUCGGGCCCUCUGACCCAGCUGGGCCCCGUUGCUCCAGGCUCCUUGGGCUCCUUGUCACACUACCAGAACAUGGGCCAAUCCAUGAGCCAGCUGGGGUACCCCUCCACCGCGACCCUUAACCGGGCCGGGCACAAGGACAUUCCCCCAAAGCCCUACCGACGCUCCCUGACCCACGCCAAGCCACCGUACUCCUACAUCUCCCUCAUCACCAUGGCGAUCCAGCAGAGCGGCAGCAAGAUGCUCACCCUGAACGAGAUCUACCAGUGGAUCAUGGAUCUGUUCCCCUACUACCGUGAGAACCAGCAGCGCUGGCAGAACUCCAUCCGCCACUCGCUCUCCUUCAAUGACUGCUUCGUGAAGGUGGCUCGCUCGCCGGACAAGCCGGGUAAAGGCUCCUACUGGACUCUGCACCCGCAGUCGGGCAACAUGUUCGAGAACGGCUGCUACCUGAGGCGCCAGAAACGCUUCAAGAUCGAGGAAAAGCUGGCGAAGAAAGCAGGCAAGAGCCAGGAGGGGGGCUCGGGGAAGGGAGGCCAUGGUGGAGAUCACCUGGUGGAGGAUCACAGCCCCACAGGAGGCUCUGAGGGAGCCGACUCCGCCCACUCAGACAACUCCCACCCAGGCUCUUCAGAUGACCAGCCGCAUCCCCGGAACUCCCUGGUGCCACUAGACUGCCCCUCGCUCUCCUCCUCACACCUCCACAGCCCACCCAUCUCCCUGCCGUCCUCCUCCUCCACCUCGUCCUCCCUGUCCCUCUCAGCCACCACCUCCUCCAACCCGCUCCUCCACUCCCAGUCUCUAGUGGGUAGCUCCCACCUCCUGCCCGGCGCCAUGCAGCAGCACAUGGACCUACAGAGCGACGCCCUCAAGUCCCUGGACCCCCACUACAACUUCAACCACCCUUUCUCCAUCACCAACCUCAUGUCCAACGAGCAGAAGAUGGACCUCAAGUCCUACCAGGAUCAGGUGAUGGCGUACAACAGCUACACCAGCGGCUCUCCUAUGGGAGCCAAGCAGAUCUACGACAGCCAAGGGCCGGCCACCAUGGACUCAGGCGCUUACUACCAAACUCUGUACAGCCGCUCGGUGCUCAACGCCUCCUAAUAUGGACACUCACCCACACACACACACACACACACACACACACACACCUGUCUCUAGAGGUGAGCCUAGAUGGAGACUUCUCUUUCUCUCAGCCUUUUCUAAAAUGGACACCCCAGCUCUCUUCCUCUUUCUUUCUUUCCCUGUCCGUCUCUGGCUCACAUCCAGUGGCCUUGGUAGAGACUCACAUCUAAAAUGGCUGCCGUGUUUAAGGGACCAAAGAACAGUUUUUUUUUUUUUUUUUCUUUUACCAACUCUGACAAACAUGGAGACUGGUUGGUUACAUGGAGGACAGAAAAGUGUAGCUGGAUGAUAAGAAGUCUUAACUGAUGAUGAAGACAUUUGACCGGUCGGUCGGUGUGUAAGUCAAUACAGAAGUCAGAUCCUGUCUUCGCCUGUUGCACAAGCACUGCAUGUGGUGAAAUUGGCUUUGUAUAAAAUGUAUAUAGAGGUAAUGUGAGGGGCGGGGGGGGGGGGUGGGGGAGGAUAUUUGCAUUUAUUUAUGAAGGGAAUAAAUUUUAAUAUAUCUUGUAUAGCGCUCUGAUGACCAGUUACAACCCAAAUGUGAGGUUUUUUUUUUUAAUCCAAAAAAACGAGUUUCAGGUUACUGCUUCAGGCAGAUGUUACUGCGGUGGUUUUCUUUUUUUGGUGUUACAGCAUUUCACACUACGUCCAUCAUUUCUGUCAGAUCAGACCAUGGAGUGUGUACUUUCUUUUGUUAUUUUGGUUAAACAUAUGAAGAAGAAAAAAGCCAUUUUGUCCUCGCUGGAGAGGAAACAGAAGUUAAAACAAUCUUUUGCAGCCAGAAGGAACUAGGCAAAGUAACUGUGGUAAAAAAAAAAAUUAAAAAAAGAAUUAAAAAAAAAAAGAAUCAUGUUGUGUUUAUGUUUUUGUUACCUA
Sander lucioperca (pikeperch) is the source of this 2695-nucleotide messenger RNA. It is a transcript of the gene foxa3, whose product is annotated as forkhead box A3. Gene Ontology annotation, biological process: anatomical structure morphogenesis; regulation of transcription by RNA polymerase II; cell differentiation. Gene Ontology annotation, molecular function: protein domain specific binding; RNA polymerase II cis-regulatory region sequence-specific DNA binding; transcription factor binding. The record is from RefSeq and is a predicted model, not a curated record. The transcript has 2 exons. NCBI's taxonomy places the organism in Eukaryota, Metazoa, Chordata, Actinopteri, Perciformes, Percidae. The coding region runs from base 410 to 1798 and encodes 462 amino acids.